Phycomyces blakesleeanus NRRL 1555(-) is the source of this 834-nucleotide messenger RNA. RefSeq lists its product as hypothetical. The transcript has 3 exons. Lineage: Eukaryota; Fungi; Mucoromycota; Mucoromycetes; Mucorales; Phycomycetaceae. The coding region runs from base 1 to 834 and encodes 277 amino acids. The record is from RefSeq and is a predicted model, not a curated record.
AUGCAACUUGUCGUUCUUCGUUACAUGCUCGAUAUCUACAAUAGCCUAAGAAAUGGCGAUUGCGGAACUCUUAUAAUCUUCAGACGUUUAUUACUAAAGCCACGCAUCGUCUUACCUAUAGAAGCUCUCGAUGAUGAGCUCAAACAAGUCCUGGACGAUAAAUCAUGGUCCAUAAUGCACCAUAUCCUCGAAAUGGCAAAGCAAGAUCCAAGCUUUGAUACUCUUUGGAGACUAUUUGCUGAGCAUUUGGAUGUUAUGUCUUCCCUCUACGGUAUGCUGCCAGAAUCCACCAUCUCCGAAUGUGUUUCUUCCAUGCUACACCACGAGGAAUGGGUCUCUGACAGUAAAAAAAGAAAGGAAUGUUCAGAGCUUCUUCUCAAAAGCGGCUUCCUUUAUGUCGACGCUAUCAAUAACCAAUGGCGAGACGAGCGUAUAUGGAAAAGAAAAGAAACCGAGCUUAUUUUGAUGUUUAUGUAUCUGUCAGUUAUUGAAGAAGCCUAUAAGCAAGAGAUCCGUAGUGCUAUGGCUCAUGAUGAAAGUUACGAAAACUUUCUUGUAGUGUUCCGUGAGCCUAGGAGCUGGGAAUACGAAGAGUGGGGGAGUAGCUACAAAGCCAUGAUGUCUUGGGUAUCGUACUAUCGACGAGAAGCAUUUGGUCGUGUAUCUGAUCUACUACAGGGACUACACAAUCAUCGUGAAAAUAAAAAAGAGGAGUAUGAUUCAUACGAAGAUUAUGUCCAAAAUGGAUUUCUCAGAGAAGGCAGACAAGAACUUGUGGAUAAUGAAUUUGAACAUUGUCAAAUAGAACGUCGAAUGCGUAGAAUGAGGCUGUAA